This is a messenger RNA of Musca domestica (house fly), 13520 nucleotides long. It is a transcript of the gene AGO1, whose product is annotated as protein argonaute-2. The transcript is spliced from 9 exons. Gene Ontology annotation, molecular function: RNA binding; protein binding. The record is from RefSeq and is a predicted model, not a curated record. The coding region runs from base 847 to 3696 and encodes 949 amino acids. Lineage: Eukaryota; Metazoa; Arthropoda; Insecta; Diptera; Muscidae.
CUGCUUUUCAAUGUUGUCAGUAGUGGUUAUAUCGAACGUGAAAGAAAAUUGUAAAUUUUCAAUUGAAUUUUUGGAUGUUUUACUGCACAUGUAACGCAGUAAUUUUACAAUAAAAAUAAAUUGUAAAACUUCCUAAACGCCGUGCACAUGAAAAUCCAAUGAAAUUUACGAGAUAAACCGUUGAAAAUCGAUCAAGUCGUGAACGGGCCAGCAAGAGGCAGCAUUCUAUUCACAUACACACACACCACUUAAAGCCACACAUAAAAUACGACCACCUUUAGAAGAAGAAAAAACAAAACCCCAAAAAAAGGAAUUCUAAACAUCUUGGAGGAAAAGCAUAACAAUUUUACAAAAUAACCAAUUCCAAGCGAUUUUCGACAAUUACGAAUAAGAUUUUUUAAACAAGAAGAAAGAUAAGCAUUUACAAAAAAAGUGAUUCUUAGUGUUAGAUAAUUAUUUAAAAUAUUUUUUCAAAACAAAAUAUGCCAGAGCAGAGUGUGUAAUAAUAAGCAAAACAGAUUUAACAGAUAUAUAAGAAAAACGUGCCUAAAAUUGUGUUCUUCAUUUGCUGCUGUGUUUCAAAUACAAGAAAAAAUUAGAGAAAUUCAUUCUUCGAAUAAUUCUAAGUAUUAGAAUAACAACAACAAAAAGUUAUUGUCAUUUGUGUAAAUGAAACCAAACGAAAAAUCCCAACAACAAAUCAAUUCUCUACAAAAAUAAAUAAAGUGAUACAACAGAAGGCUGAUCCACCAAUUCAUUAAUUUAUCAAAACAACAACCAACAGGGAAACAACAACAAAGUCUUUUUUCUUUUUUUAAUCCAUCAGUAUAAAAAAAAGAUAACCAAAUGUAUCCCGUUGGACAACAAACACAAUGGACUACUCCCACGCACACAAGGCCUCAGAGCCCGUCUCAACAGCAGACUAGCUUCGAUACACUCACAUCACCACCAGCACCUGGUUCAUCUGUGAAUCCCACCGCUGUAACUAGCCCAAGUGCUUCUAUUGUUGCUGUGGGUGGGGCCGUCGGUGGAGCCUCAUCCACCCAGGCAGCUGUUGACUCGGCAUUAGGUGCUUCAUCGACUGUUACGCCAGCAACAGCUGCGGCGGCUGCCACUCCCACUCAACCUGAACUGCCUGUCUUUACAUGUCCUCGCCGUCCGAAUUUGGGCCGCGAAGGUCGGCCCAUUGUACUGCGAGCCAAUCAUUUUCAAGUUAGCAUGCCACGUGGCUAUGUCCAUCACUAUGACAUUAACAUCCAGCCGGACAAGUGUCCACGCAAGGUGAAUCGUGAAAUUAUCGAGACCAUGGUAUCGGCUUACGGUAAAAUAUUUGGUGUUAUAAAACCUGUCUUUGAUGGCCGCAACAACUUGUACACCCGUGAUCCCCUGCCAAUUGGUAAUGAUCGCUUGGAAUUGGAGGUAACAUUGCCGGGUGAGGGCAAAGAUCGUAUAUUCCGUGUGACCAUAAAAUGGAUGGCUCAAGUAUCGUUAUUCAAUUUGGAAGAGGCUUUGGAAGGCCGAACACGACAAAUACCAUAUGAUGCCAUUUUGGCAUUGGAUGUGGUCAUGAGACAUUUACCCAGUAUGACAUAUACACCGGUGGGUAGAAGUUUCUUCAGCUCUCCGGAUGGCUACUACCAUCCACUUGGUGGUGGUCGUGAGGUAUGGUUUGGUUUCCAUCAAAGUGUCCGACCAUCCCAAUGGAAAAUGAUGCUAAACAUUGAUGUUUCGGCCACUGCUUUCUAUAAAUCCCAGCCAGUUAUUGAUUUCAUGUGCGAGGUCCUUGAUAUCAGGGAUAUUAAUGAGCAACGCAAACCCCUCACCGAUUCGCAACGUGUCAAGUUUACAAAAGAAAUCAAAGGUUUGAAAAUCGAAAUUACCCAUUGUGGACAAAUGCGACGCAAAUAUCGUGUCUGUAAUGUCACAAGAAGGCCAGCUCAAAUGCAAUCAUUCCCUCUACAACUUGAAAACGGCCAAACGGUCGAAUGUACUGUGGCCAAGUAUUUCCUCGAUAAAUAUCGCAUGAAACUACGUUUCCCCCAUUUGCCAUGUCUGCAGGUGGGCCAGGAACACAAACACACCUAUUUGCCAUUGGAAGUUUGUCACAUUGUUGCCGGCCAGAGGUGUAUUAAAAAACUCACCGACAUGCAAACGUCAACGAUGAUCAAGGCAACCGCACGAUCAGCUCCCGAUCGUGAACGUGAAAUCAAUAAUUUAGUUAAGAGAGCCGAUUUCAAUAACGAUUCAUAUGUUCAGGAAUUUGGUCUGACAAUUUCUAACUCCAUGAUGGAAGUUAGAGGCCGUGUUUUGCCGCCACCCAAACUGCAAUAUGGCGGUCGCGUAUCCAGCAUGACGGGACAGCAACUUUUCCCACCACAAAACAAGGUGUCCUUAGCUUCGCCCAAUCAAGGUGUUUGGGAUAUGCGUGGCAAGCAAUUCUUUACCGGUGUUGAGAUCAGAGUUUGGGCCAUUGCCUGUUUUGCUCCCCAACGUACCGUGAGAGAAGAUGCUCUACGCAAUUUUACCCAGCAAUUGCAAAAGAUAUCUAAUGAUGCUGGUAUGCCAAUAAUUGGACAACCAUGUUUCUGUAAAUAUGCCACUGGACCGGAUCAAGUGGAACCAAUGUUUAAAUACUUAAAACAAUCAUUUGCCAGUCUACAAUUGGUGGUUGUGGUAUUGCCGGGCAAGACACCAGUUUAUGCUGAGGUAAAGCGUGUCGGUGAUACCGUUUUGGGUAUGGCAACACAAUGCGUUCAGGCCAAGAAUGUCAACAAAACGUCACCACAGACUUUGUCGAAUCUUUGUCUCAAAAUCAACGUUAAAUUGGGUGGCAUCAAUUCCAUUCUGGUACCCUCGAUUCGGCCAAAGGUAUUCAAUGAACCCGUUAUUUUCUUAGGCGCCGACGUCACCCAUCCACCGGCUGGUGAUAAUAAGAAACCAUCAAUUGCCGCCGUCGUCGGUUCGAUGGAUGCCCAUCCAUCGCGUUAUGCGGCCACAGUACGUGUCCAACAACAUCGUCAAGAAAUCAUACAAGAACUUUCCAGUAUGGUCCGUGAAUUGCUGAUAAUGUUUUACAAAUCGACUGGUGGCUAUAAGCCACAUCGUAUCAUUCUAUAUCGCGAUGGUGUUUCCGAAGGACAGUUCCCCCAUGUACUGCAACAUGAAUUGACAGCGAUACGUGAGGCGUGCAUUAAACUAGAGGCUGAAUACCGUCCAGGUAUUACAUUUAUUGUUGUACAAAAAAGACAUCAUACAAGACUAUUUUGUGCUGAGAAGAAAGAGCAAAGUGGUAAAUCGGGUAAUAUACCGGCGGGUACAACGGUCGAUGUGGGCAUAACACAUCCAACCGAGUUUGAUUUCUAUUUGUGCAGCCAUCAAGGUAUUCAGGGUACCAGUCGACCUUCUCAUUAUCAUGUUCUAUGGGAUGACAAUCACUUCGAUUCUGAUGAACUACAAUGUCUAACAUAUCAAUUGUGUCACACCUAUGUCCGUUGUACCCGUUCUGUUUCUAUACCAGCCCCAGCCUAUUAUGCUCAUUUGGUAGCUUUCAGAGCAAGAUAUCAUUUGGUUGAAAAGGAACACGAUUCUGGUGAAGGUUCCCACCAAAGUGGCUGCUCUGAGGAUCGUACACCUGGAGCAAUGGCUAGGGCCAUUACUGUACAUGCAGAUACCAAAAAGGUUAUGUACUUUGCCUAAAUUGAUUUCACAUAUUCAUUUUAUUUUAAAUUCUAAAGUAAGAGCUCCUCCCUUAGCAAAGCAAAUGGUGGAGAGCAAUAAAAAAACUCUCCAGUCUCUCUCCCCUUCUCAAAUAAAUACACCUAUUACCCCCUCUUAUGAAAGAACAAAAUGCCAAAACCAAAAAAUAAGAAACAAACUACGAACAUUUUCCAAUUACAAAAUCUUCUAUUAAGAAAAGAAAGCAAACAACUAGCAAAAGGAACACAAAUCAAAGCAUUUUUUUUUUUUUGGAAAAAGUUAACACAAAAACAAUGUAACAAUUAUCAAUCAUGUGAGAGCAAAAAAUGCAACUAAUUGAAAAAUAUCUUCUUUCUUUUGGUGACAUAUGAUAUAUACAUAUAGAUAAUAGUUAAACUUAAAAAUUCAUUUAUUUUAAUGAAACAAACAAACAAAAACAUAGUAGGAAAAAAUACAAAGAAACUAUUUAUAAUUUCCCCUAGACUAAGUUUUAUGUUUAUUUUAUAAAAAACAAAACAACUAGCUUUUAAAAGAAUAAAAAAUACGGAAAAAUUGAUAAGAAAUUAAAAAAAAUACGGAUUUGCUGAAUAUUGACAUAAAGUAUACUUUAAUGAAGGAGAAAAUGGUUUUCAUUGAAUCUUGCAAUUCUAUGCAAUAUCUGGACUAUCUAAACAAUAAAUUAAAAAAAUGCACACACAGAACAAUACAUGUGAAAACAUUUGACAUAAUUUAAUGAAAAGGGAUCAACAUUAUAAUAAAUAUAAUGAAAACGAAAUGGCAAAACAAAUCAAUCUUGUAGGUUUAACUGUUGUUUUUGAAAUUAUAAAAAUUGCCUUUCCCUUUAAAUAUCAUUUUUAUUACUUACAACCAAAGCUUUUAUUUAGACAAUUUUGUUUUUUUAUUAUAUAUUUUUUUAAAAAUAUAUUUUUGGGACGAAAAUUCCAUUGCAUCCAUCAUCCAGUAGGCCACCAUCUAAUAUAAAGAGAAUAAAACUAAAAUCCAGAAUCUUCACAUAAUAUCAGGUUUGUGCAGGCGAGCCAUCAGUUUUAGGAUAUUGUAAAGCUGUUUUCUUUUCAAAAGGAAAGACAACAAACAAAAAACAACAAAUUUCCAAAUGAAAAGUUUUUCCACUAGAACCUUUUUUCGAUACAAUUUUCUAUUAAAAGCUUUCCCUUAGAAAAGAUGUUAGUUAAAAAAGUUUUUCACAGAAUGUUGUUCUAUAACAUCUUUUUCUUUAGGAAAGUUGUUCGAUAACAAACUUUUCUUUAGGAGAGUUGUUUGAUGGCAACCUUUUCUUUAGGAAAGUUGUUCGAUGACAACCUUUUCCUUAUGAAAGUUGUGCGAUAACAAACUUUUCUUUACGAAAGUUGUUCGAUGACAACUUUUCCUUUAGAAAAAUUGUUCGAUAACUACCUUUCCUUUGGAAAAAUUGUUCGAUAACAACCUUUUCUUUAGGAAAGAUGUUCGAUAACAACCUUUGUUUUAGAAAUGUUUUUCGAUAACAACCUUUUCUUUAGAAAAAUUGUUCGACAACAACCUUUUCAUUAGAAAAGCUGUUUGAUAACCAACUUUUCUUUAGGAAAGUUAUCGAUAACAAGCUUUCCUUUAGAAAUUUUGUUAGAUAACAAUCUUUUUUUAAGAUAAUAGCAUUUUCUGCAAAAAAUUUGUCCUAUAAUAGCGUUUUCUGCAGAAAAGUUAUCCGAUAAUAGUAUUUUCUAUAGAAAAGUUGUCCGAUAACAACAUUUUCUGUAGAAAAGUUGUCCGAUAACCACAUUUUCUAUAGAAAAGUAGUUCGAUAACCACAUUUUCUAUAGAAAAGUAGUUCGAUAACCACAUUUUCUAUAGAAAAGUAGUUCGAUAACCACAUUUUUAAAUAGAAAAGUAGUUCGAUAACCACAUUUUCUAUAGAAAAGUUGUCCGAAAAUUGCUCACGUACAACCCUUAAAAUAGCAAAGAACGAUUGGUAACACUGCUGUUAGGCAAAAGUAUUCGUUAUGGAAAAUAUUUCUUAUGCAUAUAUAGUUUGUUCUUGAAGUGAAGAUUGCACUCUAAUUUGAUUAAAUGUCAUAGUUAUUCUUCAAACCUUUUCGAAUCGUUGUCAAGUUAUAUUAAAACUCCUCACCCCAACCCUUUUGAUUUCAAGCAACUUUCGUAAUAGUUCUAAAGGCUUUUAAAUGCUUUUUAUUUAGUUCUAAGUGCCUGUACUAAAGAAAAAAUACAAAUAUGUGAUGGGAACCAAAAUGUCGUUUUGAAUUGUUAUUAAAUUGAAAUUUUCUGGUUUCCAUAGUAUAUAGUCUUUUGUCGAUCCGUCUUAAAGCAACACAAAAUAUUCACUCAAUAAUUCACUAGUGCAUAUAACAUAUUACAAAUAUUUUAUUUCUUCCACUUACCUUCCACACAAUAUGAUCAUCAUUAGCAUCAUUAUCCACAAUGCCAUAUUCUUCUUGAAGUUCUUCUACUCAAUAAAAUACAAUUUUUGUUAUACAAUGCCUCGUAUUAGUAUAUGACACACAUUGUUUUAAGUUAAUCUAUAUAUGUAAAUUUAAGUUAAGCAAGGCAAACAAUUUCUAUAAAAUAUAUACAUGAUAUUUUUUUAAUGGUGUACGGGUUCAAUAUCAUUUUUAUUUCAAAUUUUAUUAAAAUAUUCUCUCUAUCUUUUUUUUUUUAAUAACAAUGAUAAUACAAAUGAAUGCAAGCUAAUAGUGUAUGUAAUGCUAAUUACAAUUUAAUUUUAAUUAUUUACCUAAGAUAACACACACACCAACACAAAAAUACAAAAAAUAAUUUAAAACUUAACAAAACAAAAGUAAACAAAAAGAAAAAACAAGGACACAGUUCAAGUUAACAUUUGAUUUUAUUAUUUUAAAUAAUAUAUAUAUUGUACUAAACAAAGAAAAUAAACAAAAUACAUGUAUUUAUAUGUUUUGAAUAUAUGUCCUUUUUGUUGUUUUCAACUGAAACAUGCAUGUGCCUGUAGUAUAAAAGGCAGACGACAAGCUCAAUAUUUGAUGUUCAGAAGAUUGAGAGUUAUUCGCGGAAAAUUUCGUAAAAAAAUAAGAAAGAAGACCACCACUCCAAAUGGGGUUUUCAUAGUUUUGAAUUACUUUGAGUAAAAUUCAACAAAAAUUGGAAAAACACACCCACCCAUCCUGUAUGAGUUUCAUAUACAGGGUGAGAUAAAAAAACUGCAACAAAGUCAAACGCUAUAAGUUUUACAUUCGGAAAUAGCAUCAAAUUUUUAGAAUAAGUUAAGAUAUGUUCGAAUCGGUCACCUUUGGCACGAAUUUUGACCUUCAAACGGCCAAUGAAAGCGUCACACGCUGCCCGAAUGUAUUUUGGUCCAUUCCCGGUGAAGCGCUUGCUUGAGGUGAUCGACACUUUGGUAUUUUUUAGUGCAAACCUUGCUUUCCAAAAUACUCCAGACACAAUAGUCCAACGGAUUGGUAUCCUGAGAUUUUGGUGGCCAUUGUGUGCUGGAAAUGAAGCGAGGAACCUAAUUUUGUAACCAUUCUUGGGUGGCGCGUGCUGAGUGCAAUGCUGCUGAGUCCUGUUGGAAUGUCCAAGGUCCGCGGCCAAAACGUUUGCGUGCCCAAGUCUUUAAUAUACCCUCCAGAAUAUUUUCGCGAUAAUAUUCGGCAUUUAUUCUGUUGCCACGGUCGAUUAAUACAAGCGGAGCGGCUGUUAUUGCGGUCCACACCAUCCCCAUGGCCGGCGCUUGAGUUCUGGUGGCCAACCGAAGGACAACGAAUGUUUUCUCAUCGGAGAAAACCAAUUUCGGCCAAGCGAAGCAACUAAAGACUUUUAAGUCUAUUUUCUUUUCGUUGCAGUGUAAGUUCUUGCAUUUUUGGAAUUUCAAUGGCUUUACCCUGAGCUCAUUUUUCAUUAGAAUAUUGCGAUAUGUUCAGCUCACGAGCCAUUUUUCGACCUCUGCGACGCGGGUUUCGAUCAAGUCGCUUCGUUUUUUCCGUAAAUUUCCUUGACGUCGGUCUACGCUACCACGGUAACGAGCGAUAGUACCAGACACAAAAGAUUUAUUUACAUUUAAAUGCUGGAGUGCUCUAGCCAUAGCCACAGCCACUUGUGGUUUUCCAGCCAAAUACAAAUAAAUUUUUUUCUGGGGAAUUCUCACCAAAAUGCUUUGGUACGCUUGUAAACAAUAUAAUUAGCUGUCACUGAAAUAAUUUUAACAGCUGUCGGACGAGUGGCUUAGAAAUGACAGAAGUCUGAAGGUGGUUGCAGUUUUUUCAUCUCACCCUGUAUUUUUUUUUUUUUUUUUCAAAAUCCUUGUAGGUAAAGGAAUCCAUGGAUCUUCUAAAACCCGACUUCCACACUCUAGCAAAUUAUACAAUUGUAGAGUUUUUGGAAAGGAAUAAUAUUUUUGAGUAAAAUUGAAUCCUAAACAAGCCUAUUCAAAAUUAACAAAAAUUGAGUGGUUCGAUAUUCUCGCCAAACUUAACAAAUAAAUAAAUACUUGAGCAAUUGUCACUACUUCGACAUGCAUGUUACUACUGUCACUACUUCGACAUUACAUUUACUACUCUUAAGCAGCCAUUAAAUGCAAAAACCAUUUUUCAUUAUUUUACUUUUUUUUUUUAAUGAUGUCAGUUUACUUACUUUCUAUUUUAAUUAUAAUUUAAUACAAAAAAAAUAUUUUCUAAAGAAAACAAAACACGAAAAAAAAAAAAAAACAAACAGCACUACACAAGGGACUUUUUUUAUUUAAAUUUAUUAUAGAUGAUUCUUAUUGUAAUGUAACAGCUAAAUUGUUGGCAACCCACAACAACAACAAUUAGCAUAAAAACAAAACUUAUCCAAAAGAAACGAAUGCGGAAAACUAAAAAAUACAUUAAAUAUAAGCUACACAUAGAUCAUUAUAAAAGAGAAAUAAAUAAUAUCAUGAAUAAUAUAUGAUCUUUGCCACAAAAAGGCAAACCAAAAAAAAGUGACAGAUAUAUUUGUACAAUUAGUGUUUUUUUUUAUAGAUUUUAGUCACUCUAUCCAUGUACUUUCCCCCCACCAUUAUGUGAUUAUAUUUAUGAUGAAAUUUAAUUGAAACGAUAUCAAAACAAUUUGAUAAAAAAUAUUAUAUAACCAUUUUUUUCGUUAAACUAAUUAAUUUUUUAAUAUUUUUUGUUUACCUAAAAAAUAGAAGAUACACACACAUAGAUCCGUAGACAUGCCUUGAAAGAGAAAUUACCAAAAUCUUCAAUAAUAUGAUCUUUGCCCCUUAGCACAAGAAAAGUCAACUCAAAAAGUGACCGAUAAACUUGUAAAAUUCCGUACAAUUUUUUUCCAUAAAUAACUCAAUUGAAUUCGAAAAAAGGAAUCAAAUAAAAAAAAAUCCAGGCAUCAAAACAAAGCUUCAUAAAACAAUAACAACACUCAAUUUGUGAUAAAAACUACAACACAUUAUUUACCAACAAUUCGCUAGUGUUCAUCCAAUUGCCUACUCAUUCGUAUACUCCAUAUUUUUUUUAAAUCUGUAAGGCCAAAGAAGGAACACAAUGUGUACUAGGCUUAUACCCACCUCAAUAUUCGUGUAAGAAAAAAAUUAUAUAAAAUUAUUAAAUUGUUGGGAAAGCUUACCCUUUAAUUAUCGGCAAAAAGUGCUCUUUUCAACUUCCAAUUUCCAAUAACUAAGCAUCUCUUUCCCAGAUACAGGGUGAGAUAAAAAAAACUGCAACAAAGUCAAACGCUAUAAUUUUUACAUUUUUUUUUUUCAAUUUUAUUGAAUGAAAGCAAAAAAUGUCGGAAAUAGCAUCAUAUUUUAGAAUAAGCUCAGACUGGUUCGAAUUGGUCACCAUUCGACACUAAUUAUGGCUUCAAACGGCCAAUGAAACCGCCACACGCUGCCCGAAAGUGGUUUUGCGGUAUUUUGGCCCAUUCCUGGCGAAGCGCUUACUUGAUUAAAACGAGCGGAGAGCGACCAUUGGCUGUUAUGGUGGCCUGUCCUGAUUGAGUCUUGGACUAAUAUGUGUGGAUAUGGCGUACAAGGUUGGCUUCUGAACGAUGUGGGUGACUAUCGACAGGUUGAGAACUUUUGUCAGAUACUCAACACCCGGCAUUGUACUUUAAUUGGUUCUUUCGAAAAUUGGCAAUAUUGGUUCAGGUUUCGACACACCAGCCCCGAACAUUUCAAUGGAUAAAAACUUGUUGAAUCCCUAUUAUUAUAGUUGCAAUAAUUUUUGGUAUUUUGUGGGUUCCAGACAUUUUUUCUUAUAAAAUUAGCUUGUUUGUGUGAGUGUCAAGUCAUUCAUCGCCUUAUAGAAUAGACCAGCUGCUUUCAGUUCUUACAUCCAUGAUCCAACGGUCGAAGUACUGUCUGAAAUAAGACUGCUCUUGUACGUGAUUAUGCCAGCCUUUCCAAAGUUUAGGACGGAGAGGAAGGACAUAUAUCGAUGGCAAACUGAAUUAAAAUACCAGCUUAUCCCAUUUACUAUUCUCAGAGUAUAUACAGAGUGUUUGACCGAUUUCCCUACAGAAUUCUCUUCUUUAUUGGAAUCAGAGCACAAAUUUGCCAAUUUUCACUCCGGAGUGAAACUUGCUCGAAGAGUGGCAGUUUUUUUACGGAGUUUAUUUUAUUUUACUCUUCACUCUUUUUGUUUUGUGUGUGGAGAGCUCUUCCGAGUCACUCUUGUUUGAAAAAAUAGAAUGAGAGUUUGCUCUAAGAGUGAAAUCGAAUAUGAUAAAAACUAACAGAGUGCUCGGAAAAUCUGGUCGUUUUCGAUUGAAACCGAGAAAUGGGGUUUGCCCAGGAUUACUGCUGCUCGACUUGAGCGAGUUUUGCUCUUUACUGGCGAAUUUUAGCAAUAUUUUUCGGAAGUCUGAUUGGAAUUGUUGUCUGCAUUCCAACAAACUGGGGUUAGUUUCUUGCAUUCUCGUCAUAGAGAAACAGAUCUUUAAAUGGAUCCAUCUGGCCUCUAGGGAAGUAAAGUUUUCUCUUUACCCUUUCACCAUGCAGACAGUGAGCGUGAAGUGAAAACUCCACUACCCUAGCGGUCAGAUGGAUCGAAUUAAAGGCCUGUUUCUCUAUGACGAGGCGAAAGUGGAAUCGAAAUAGAAACAAUCAUUCCUUGUAUUGUUUUUAAUUUUUUUAACUUUUUAAUUAUUUUACAAAAUACUCCUUGAACUCCUUGAACUCGAGUUCACUUUCGUAUUAUUUGUUGAAGGCUCCUUCUUUAUCACAAAUCGGCUUCAUGCAGGACUUCCUGUAGAUUUUCCAUUUACAGAAAGGAGUAUUGCCAGUUAUCAAGUCCUUUACUUCAGCAAUUAUUGCUCUUUUCCAAAACUGCAAGAGUGUAAAAAUGUUUGUUACGUUAACCGAUGUUUCUCUUAUGAUAUCGGAAAAAAUUGCAAAACUUGUAGAUUCUUCCAGGUUUUGGAUUGUUUAUAAUUGCGAGAAAAGAAAGAAAAAAAUUUUAAAAUUCUAACAAAAUCUUAAAUGCUCUACAAGUUGUAUUCUUUCUUUCAAAGGGAAUUCGUAUUGGAUAUUUAAAGAUCAAAUAAAAGGGUUAACCAUGCUUAAAGACACUUCCUAUGCAAUGCAAAAUAAAUAUUUAAAUUUGAAACGAAUUAUUUACUUUUAAAAAUCCAAGUAUAUAAAUAUUUUAUUUGAAGCAAUGAGAAAAUAUAGAUAAGAAUCAUUCUUUAGCCAAACUAAAUAUGAAAUUAAGACACUCCAAAUUAAAUUUGUCAACUUCCACCUGAGUUUUCCGCUUAAAAAUAUAUCAGCCUCCUUGUUUCUCUCACAUUUGAAAAAAAAAACAGUCUUAGAUGUACACAUGUUAAUCCCAAAUAUAUAAAUUAUAUUAUAUCUUAUUGUUUUUUUAUAAUCAAAUUAAUUUGAAUUUGUGAUGCGCAAUUAAAACUAUAUUCUUAUGGCAUUCUCAUUGGAAGGGAAUUAAAAAGAUAUUUUUGCAAUUGGUAAUAUUGUACUGAAAAAAUAAAGCCAAUAGAAUAUAUUUCUUUUUAUGGGAAAAUAUCAUUGAAAGCGAACGAUCAAUAUAUCUUUUCUUGCACCUUUCUCCCAUAUACUUUAAGUUUUCAAUUAAAUACUUCAAAUAUCCAAUGUCAGACUUACUUAUUUUUUUGAGACUAAUAAUCUUUUCCCUGGCAAAAAUCCUAUUAAUUUCCCAUUUUCCAUUUGAGAAUGUUUAAGAGCAACUCCCCAAACUUCAAAGAAACUUAUCGGUCUCAUUAUCAAUUAACAAAACAAUUAAAAUGCUUAUAAUUAGAUUGUACUAGCAAAAUAUGUUAAAUUAGAUUACAAAAAUAACAACAAAUAAUCACUCAAAUUAUAUACAUAACAUAAAUAUUUACAUCUAAAAAAAGGAAUUGUUAAUAUGAAAAAUCAGCAUAUUCCAAAACGAAUAUUUUACUAUACAUGAUUGUAAUUAUUUUCAAAUGCCGGGAAUAAUAUUUAAAAAACAAACACAUGAAAACAAAGCAAACCAUAUUUUAUUUAUAAGUAAAAUUAAUUACACAUUCAAUUUAUUAAACAUUAAGAAUAACAAACAAAGAAUGAUCAAAUGGAUUCAAAAUAUUCAUAUUAAAAUAAUAUUAAAAUAAACAAAUUAGUUAUUUAAGGACCUGAAGAUAUCCUCCAACAAAACCAACUUAACAAGAAAUUGAAAUACGGUAAUGAUGUGAUUUGUAUUUAUGGGCUAUAUGUGGAGUUUUUAGCUGCCAAUUCGAUACACAAUAUCUCUGUAUUUGAAUAAAAUCUUAAAAUUGUAAUUUCUUUCAAAAACAAAAACUCCCUGUGCAAAAUUAAAGGGAGUUUGCAAAGAAAUUAAAAUAUUUCCAACGAAAAGCAAUUUUGUUCUAUAUAUAUUCAGCAAUUUUGAUAUAUUCAGCAAUUUUGAUUGAUAAAUUUCGAAAAACAUUAAUUUAUGCCAUAUUUCCAAUAGUUAUCGUUUUUAAAUUAUUUCUGCAUUCUAUGCCAAUAACUUAACAAAGGCGGCCAAGCAAAAUUGCUGAAAUUGCCCAUUCUGGAUUGUAUUUUCAGACUUCUAUGUUGCUCCACAGACAUUCUACACACACAUAUUUGAGUCACUUAAAUUGCAUCAUAACACGAACGUUUUUCAAAUACAAAGACAUAAAAUGGUAAAGACUGGACAAAAUGCAUAAUGGAAAAAUAGUUAAUGUGAAAAAUAUAUAGAGGCGCUGCUCACAACAGUGAUCAUCAUUCGCGUUGCCAACAUCACAAUUUACUUUUCCUUCUCAAUUUUGCUUAUUGGUAGAAUGAAUGAUCAUCCUUUGGAAAAUUUAAUCAAUUGAUGAUUUUGAGCCAUCUCGGAAUUUCAUGAGAUAACAUAGGACAUAUUAUUAGUCCGAUUAAUAUUGGUCACUUGAAUAUACAUGAUUGAUUUGAAUCAGAGGCAACUUUAACAUCAACCUCUUCCGAGUCUUCAAAAUUUCUUUAGCCCCCAUCAACAAAUCUCUUGAUAUUUACAACAAUCUCUAUCAUUACUCUAUUCUUUUCUUGUUACAAACGUGCCGAAUAUUUGGAUUCAUAUAUUUCGGCACAAAUUAAAAAACGAUAUGUGGGAAUUAUUGUAAACUUUUGGUGAUCUGCAAACAAUUUUGUGUGUAAACCAUUUUUUUAAUAAAAAUAAAUUUAACAAUAAAGAUUUUGUUUUCUGAUGAAUGAUAUAAUAAAAAGAAAAUAUAUACAAAAGGCAAAUUAGCAAAGGUAUUCAGUUGUUGUAGUUGAAGAAAAAAAAACUUGAAAUUCAUCACAAUUUUCAAAUAAACCAAUCAAAAGAAAAGAAAACAUCGUUACUUUUUAGAUGAUUGCAACAAAAUGUUUUGAAAAAAAAUAA